AUGUCAUCUACCGCUGCUACCUCGGCCUCUCCGCCACCCAAGAGGCAGAGGGUUGAAUCUCCUCGUGCUUCAACUGCUCCUACAGCCGCCGCCUCUUCUUUCUCUGUCGCCUCAACAUCUGCUCAACCACAGAAUGGCAUCAAUGGCGCCAACGGAGCUUCAGCCAACCAGCCGAAUAGCCGUCCUCAGCGUCCUCUCGACCCCAAGCACUUUGCAAAGAAGGUCAAAGCAAAAGAGAAGGCUCGCCAGGCCACCCUCUGCAAAACGGGUGAAGAACCCAUUUGGUUUGACAUCCUCGCAGUGCUAGGCAGGGAAAAGGUGGACGAGAUCAUGUCCAACAACGGCCAGGGAUCAGGAGAAUGGCAAGACAAGUUCCAACGCGACACCAUCUUUGAGUCACGAGUGCUGCGCCUGUCCGCAAAGGGCGAGGGAGUCAUGGUUGCCCCUUCUGGUGACUGGGUGCUCACUGUCCCGCAUGUGCUGCCGGGCGAGCUUGUGAGGGUGAGGGUGGAUCGCAAUGAGAGACUGCACUCCAAGUGCGAUCUGGUGGAGGUACUAGAAAAGAGCGACGAUAGAAGAGACGAUCUUGUGGGGUGCAAGUACUUUGGAGAUUGUGCGGGAUGCCAAUAUCAGAUGCUCACCUACGAGAAACAGCUGUCCAUCAAACAGGACGUGGUCACCCACGCCUUCGCGCACUACUCUGGGCUCGACCCUUCCCUCCUCCCCUCCACCCUCCCAACACUUCCCUCCCCAAUGCAAUACGGGUACCGCACCAAGCUCACCCCUCACUUCGAGAUUCCACGCUCCCUCACCGACUUUCGGCGUAAGAACACCCAUGGCGGUGGUAAGGGUAACUUUCGCCGAGGCAAAGGCAAGGGGCAGGCGCGUGAGCAGAUGAAGGGAGUGCUGGACAAGGUGGAUCCGGAGGAGUUGGAGGAGCUCAGCAGGCAGUGGGCCGAUGAUGUCAGCAUCGGCUUCGAUACCAUCAAGGGUGGAGGGAAGAGCGGCAUUUUGGAUAUUGAAGAGUGUCCCCUUGCGACUCCGGCUCUGCAGGAGGCUUUGCCUGUCGAAAAGAGGAAGGUCAAGAACUCCAUCAACUCCUUCCCGAACGGCGCCACCCUCCUUCUUCGCGACUCUCUCACCGCAUCUGCGUUUGGCAUCAGCGAAGAUGACCGCGCGAAGGACCCUGUCUCGACGCGUGAUGGCGGUCCCACUCCAGCACUGGUAGGCGACUCAGAAGUCGUCACCUCAUACCGUGCGGUAGUCCGGGAGAAAGUACAAGAUGUCCGCUUCGAGACGCCUUCGGGGUCUUUCUUCCAGAAUAACCGCUCAGUCCUCCCCGGGCUCAUCGAGUACGUACGUGAGGCCAUUCUCUCCGCUCGCUCCACUACUGGCGAGGGACAGGAUCAAGAACACUAUCUCGUCGACACGUACUGCGGCUCAGGCCUCUUUGCACUGCUUCUAGCCCCACUCUUCAAGGAGGUCGCUGGAGUGGAAAUCACAGCGGAGUCAAUCGACUUCGCGCGCAGGAACGCAACGCUCAACAGCAUCCCCAACGUGCGUUUCCUAGCGGGCAAUGCCGAGGACAUCUUCGGGACCAUCUCCUACCCUCCCGCUCGCACAACUGUCGUCAUCGAUCCCCCACGACGCGGGUGUGACGAGGCGUUUGUGAAGCAACUGGUAAAUUUGGGACCGGAACAAAUCGUGUACGUGAGCUGUAAUGUUCAUACGCAGGCGAGGGACGUUGGGCAGAUUGUGAGAGGAAGUGAAGGGGGGUACGAGGUGGUUAGUGUAAGAGGGGCGGACCUCUUCCCUCAAACAUACCACGUCGAGGGAGUAUGCGUGCUGAGGAGGAAAAGGAGUAAUGAGGGCGAGGAGGUGAAGAAGGAGGAAGAGGCCAAGCUUACGACGAUCUAG
Molecule: messenger RNA, 1917 nt
Organism: Jaminaea rosea
Lineage: Eukaryota; Fungi; Basidiomycota; Exobasidiomycetes; Microstromatales
Product: S-adenosyl-L-methionine-dependent methyltransferase
Exons: 3
Coding region: 1-1917 (638 amino acids)
Biological process (GO): tRNA processing
Molecular function (GO): tRNA (uracil(54)-C5)-methyltransferase activity, S-adenosyl methionine-dependent
Source: RefSeq, a predicted model, not a curated record